AUGAACGAGGCUAGUCGCUCGAAAAUUAAAAAUGUUCUACGACAUUUAACUAGAAGACUCUUGGGUACGGAACAUCCAAAUAUCUCUUACUCAGAUUCUAACUGAUAAAACUAAAUUUUCUAUGAAUUUGAAGACUAAAGGCAGGCUUCUGUCUCCUCUUUCGCAUUAAUAAUUGUUUGAAUCUUCCUCGAAUUCCAGCACUUACACCUAAUAAUCGCCCUUACAACCUUUGCAACUCUUCCUUCAUUAUACCCCCUCCGCUUCAUCCGCUUCUAAGUGCUCUCUCUUUUUCGCUUCCAGGUUUACAUUACUUCGGAAUAACCUUUCAAAAGAUAUAAGAUCAUCAGUUAAUCUACAUGCAUCUAAGAGAUAGCUGCGCCUUUAUCUGAAUACCCACUCGACUAAACUUACAUUUUACUCAUCCUUCCUGGACAACUUUCUUUAUGACGCUGAGAAGUGGCCAUCGGGAAUAUAGGAAGCUGCCACCAAAUUGUCGCAACCACUCAAGCUCCUUCUCUUUGUGUACUUUCGCUUUUGGGAUCUGUUAUCAGAGAUUUCGAUUUUUCAGUCCAUGGAUCCUGUCCCUCACGGAACGCGAUGUCCUCCCCGAAAAAUCCUCUCGGACAAAUAGCGGAGCAAAUUCGACGUGCACGCCUUAAGCGCCUACGUUUUGCUAAUCCCUGGCCCUCAUCAGGGAUCCACUCUGGCCCCUGCGAUUUUGAAACCUCCCUCCAAAUCGGUGAAUUUCAUGGUGCUUAA
This is a messenger RNA of Spirometra erinaceieuropaei, 759 nucleotides long. NCBI's taxonomy places the organism in Eukaryota, Metazoa, Platyhelminthes, Cestoda, Diphyllobothriidea, Diphyllobothriidae. The record is from the annotation of a GenBank genome assembly.